AUGUCGCAAAAUAGGGAGCAGGUUUUUCCUACUCGUAUGACGCUGGGACUCAUGAAGUCCAAGCUCAAGGGAGCUAACCAGGGCCACUCACUUUUGAAACGUAAAUCGGAGGCCUUAACCAAGAGAUUUCGUGAUAUUACGAGACGUAUCGAUGAGGCGAAACAGAAAAUGGGGCGCGUGAUGCAAACCGCUGCGUUUUCACUUGCAGAAGUGAGCUAUGCCACGGGAGAGAACAUUGGCUAUCAGGUGCAAGAAAACGUGUCGAAUGCACGUUUCAAAGUGCGUGCACGCCAAGAAAAUGUCAGUGGUGUUUACCUUCCACAAUUUGAGAGUUACGUGGACUCUGAGAUCAAUGAUUUUAAGUUGACAGGUCUCGGACGUGGUGGACAGCAAGUGCAACGUGCCAAAGAAAUUUAUUCGAAAGCAGUUGAGAUGUUGGUCGAACUUGCCUCGCUUCAAACUGCGUUUGUGAUUCUCGACGAGGUCAUCAAGGUUACCAACAGAAGAGUCAACGCUAUCGAACACGUCAUCAUCCCAAGAACCGAAAAUACGAUAGCGUACAUCAACAGUGAGCUGGACGAGUUGGACAGAGAAGAAUUUUAUAGAUUGAAAAAAGUUCAAGAGAAGAAACAACAACAGACAGCAGCACUAGACGCGCAACUGAAGCUGCAGAAACAGCAAGAAUUGCUGCAAAAGCAGAAGGAAGAAGCCAAUGCAAGCACUAAGGAGGAGUCGAACUCUGGAUACGGCGAAAAGGCCCCCGAGGACUCUUCCGCAGCGGAAAAACAAGAAGAUGAGUCAUCAAAAACUGACGUUCUUGCGGAACAAGAGGACGAUGUGAUCUUUUAG
Lachancea mirantina is the source of this 849-nucleotide messenger RNA. The record is from the annotation of a GenBank genome assembly. NCBI's taxonomy places the organism in Eukaryota, Fungi, Ascomycota, Saccharomycetes, Saccharomycetales, Saccharomycetaceae.